Silurus meridionalis is the source of this 1370-nucleotide messenger RNA. It is a transcript of the gene tra2b, whose product is annotated as transformer 2 beta homolog. Gene Ontology annotation, molecular function: RNA binding. Lineage: Eukaryota; Metazoa; Chordata; Actinopteri; Siluriformes; Siluridae. Bases 690 to 1355 code for a protein of 221 amino acids. Gene Ontology annotation, cellular component: spliceosomal complex. The record is from RefSeq and is a predicted model, not a curated record. The transcript is spliced from 9 exons. Gene Ontology annotation, biological process: positive regulation of mRNA splicing, via spliceosome.
GACGCUGUUUCUCCGGCGCGCGCAGAGGGCGGAGUUUCAGGAAACGGCUCGGGUUAGCUGGGCGCGCGGCAGAUAGCGUAACGAAACUGUAAUUAAAUUGUCUCCAUUUGUUCAUUUUACAGGUACAGAUCCGCCAUGAGCGACACCGAGAAGGAGUUUGUAGUGAAAGUUAAGAUGGGAAGAAUGAAAAAGGUGGCCGAAGUCGAAUGUUGUUUAAAUGAGGCUGAAAUUUGCGAGUGCAUGCUAAUUCUGUGUGGCCAGAAGUUCUGAGAAGUUCCCCUCAUGUAGAGUGUUGUCACUAUGGAAGCAAUGAAUGGUUGAAGAUGAAGUACAGAAGUCAGAAUAAGAAACUGAAGAAAGAAGAACAGAAUGUUGGUUGAAGUUAUGAAGUUAAUCUCAGAAGUGUUCGGGUGGAUAAGAUGAAAGAGGGCUAAGAGUCCCGAUCUCGGAGUGUGAGUCCCAGAGGCUCAGUGAAGUCAACCAGCAACUCGCCGGGAAGAUCUAAGGAUGGUUCCCACCGCUCCAGGUCUAGAUCUAAAUCCCAUUCCAGGUCGAAGUCCAGGUCCCGGUCCAGGUCCCGGUCCCACAGGAGCUCUCGGCGUCGUCAUUCUCGCUCGCGAUCUCGAAGGCGUCACUCACGCAGCCGCUCAUACAGCCGCGAGUACCGACGCAGCCGCAGCCACUCGCCCAUGUCCAAUCGCAGACGUCAUGUUGGUAACCGGGCAAACCCUGACCCUAACUGUUGCCUGGGUGUGUUUGGCCUGAGCCUGUACACCACAGAGCGAGACCUGAGAGAAGUGUUCUCCAAAUACGGCCCCCUGUCCAACGUCAGCAUCGUGUACGACCAGCAGUCUCGCCGCUCACGAGGCUUCGCCUUCGUCUACUUCGAGAACAGGGAGGAUUCUAAGGAGGCGAAAGAGCAAGCUAACGGCAUGGAGCUGGAUGGCCGGCGUAUCAGGGUGGACUAUUCCAUCACCAAGAGACCACACACCCCCACACCUGGGAUUUACAUGGGCCGGCCUACCUAUGGAGGUGGUGGUGGUGGUGGCAGUGGCGGUGGUGGUGGUGGUGGAGGAGGAGGUAGUGGAGGAAGACCCAGCACAUCCUCCAGUCGCUCCAGAGACUAUUACGAUCGGGGCUAUGACCGCGGCUACGAUCGGGGGUAUGACCGCUAUGAUGAUCGGGAAUACUACAAAUCCUACAGGCGCAGAUCUCCUUCACCUUACUACGGUCGUGGAGGAUACAGAUCCCGGUCCCGCUCGCGCUCCUACUCUCCACGUAUGUACAACCUGUGUGUGUGUGUGUGUGUGUGUGUGUGUGGAAAAAAUGUAUGUAUUUAUUUAUUUAUAAGAUGACACUUUUUAAUGCCG